AGUGGCUUAAGGGUAGAAGAAGCAACGUAGCUUCUCUCUUUUUUAUGGCGGUGACUCACAGGAUUUUCUGCAGAUAAACCGCGUUAAACAAAAAUCUAGAAUCCUCGCCGGAGAUUCAGUCCAGUCGAUGAUCGAAGCUCUGGUUACCGUCGGAGGAGACGAGGUAGAGCCUUUGUUUGCUGUUCGUUGUUGUUGCGUGAGAGAGAAGCGAGUUUUCGUAGCUACAUAAGAAGAGGAAGAGUGAAAAUGAAUGUUAAUAGCAAUGGAUUCGGGAGUGCGGCGGCGGCUGCUGACUAUAUAAGGAGACACCAUCUGCAUGAGAUUGGAGAGAACCAGUGUAGUUCGGCUCUCGUAAAGCACAUCAAAGCUCCUGUUCCUCUCGUUUGGUCUUUGGUGAGGAGAUUUGACCAACCACAGAAGUAUAAACCUUUUGUCAGCAGGUGUGUUGCGCAGGGAAACCUCGAGAUUGGAAGUCUUAGAGAAGUUGAUGUCAAGUCGGGGCUCCCAGCUACUACAAGUACUGAAAGAUUGGAACUCCUUGAUGAUAAUGAGCAUAUCCUUAGCAUCAGGAUUAUAGGUGGUGAUCACAGACUUAAGAACUACUCUUCAAUCAUUUCCCUCCAUCCGGAGAUCAUCGAUGGAAGACUGGGGACGUUAGUAAUCGAAUCCUUUGUGGUAGAUGUGCCUGAAGGGAACACAAGGGACGAGACAUGCUACUUUGUCGAAGCUUUGAUCAAGUGCAAUCUCAAAUCACUCGCGGAUGUGUCCGAGGGGCUAGCAGUGCAGGACAGGACCGAACCCAUUGAUCUAUGAAAGUUGGGGGGGCCGAGGUGAUAAAAGAAGAAGGUGGUGGCUAUAGUUGCCAUGGAUGAAGCUUCAAAAGGCUUUUCUUAUCCGGGGAGGCUUUAGGGAUGGACUGGCAAUUGUGGGUAUUCCAUCUUCUACACACACAUUGCAUUUGCUUGUACUUAAUCAUUGGGUCUCACCUUUUGUUGUUAACUUAAUGUGCUCGAUUUAUUGUCUGUAGUAGAUGAACCUCGUUAUUCAAGGAUUGGAAAAGAAAGAACUU
Molecule: messenger RNA, 1069 nt
Organism: Hibiscus syriacus
Lineage: Eukaryota; Viridiplantae; Streptophyta; Magnoliopsida; Malvales; Malvaceae
Product: abscisic acid receptor PYL8-like
Exons: 3
Coding region: 247-813 (188 amino acids)
Biological process (GO): abscisic acid-activated signaling pathway
Cellular component (GO): nucleus; cytoplasm
Molecular function (GO): protein phosphatase inhibitor activity; abscisic acid binding; signaling receptor activity
Source: RefSeq, a predicted model, not a curated record